AGCUAACUUCACAUAUUUCAACAAUUUUGGCGCUUAAACAAACUGACAUUUGUUGUGCUUGGUAAAACAAGGGAUUUAAUUGAUUGUAAAUAAUAUAUUCGGUUAUAUUAUCGUACAUACUCUUUGUUAAGAGUUACAUCCUAAAAUUAAGUUUUUAAUUAAUAGUGAAAAUGUCUAAUGUAUCCGCAAAAAAGGUAUUCAUACAAAUUGAGUCUGCAUCCGAACAGCAGGAACAUUUAAAAAAUCAGCGUAAAACCUUGAAAGUAUUGCAAGGCGUUGCCACCGAUAAAGAAAACCUUGCUGGGCGACCUCAACUUGACAAGCUGAGUCGCCUUAAAGCCGCUACUGAUGCCGCCUUGGCCACAACGGAAUAUGCCAAGCGAAAAAAAACUGAUACGCGAGCUGUUGAAACUCAGACUAGUCCAGAUAAAAAAGUGGACGCAAAUGAAAUAACUGUUGAAGAUUUAACAAGCGAUGCCAAACCAAGUGAAAGUUACUGGGAACGCUUAGCAGAAAAGCGCCGCGAAGCUUUGGAAGAAACUCUUGCAGAAAAUCAACAUUUACACGAACGCAUUGCAGGAUUAGAAGAAGAAUUAAAUACAUCACGUCAAAUGUUGGAGGAAACUCGCAACCUUGUUGACGUUUUAACAGAAAUGCUAAAUGAAAACGAAGCCGACGAUAAAAACGAAAGUGAUGGUGUUGAAUUACUUGCCAUAGAGGAAGAUAAAAAUAGUGAAGAAAUUACUUUUAACAAAGAUAGCAUAACCGACUCCAAAAACUGACUAAGAAACUAUUUAAUAAAUUUAAUACAUACGCAAGACUAUAAUUUUAUGUUAGUUUAC
Teleopsis dalmanni is the source of this 842-nucleotide messenger RNA. RefSeq names its product geminin (gene geminin). Lineage: Eukaryota; Metazoa; Arthropoda; Insecta; Diptera; Diopsidae. The coding region runs from base 171 to 782 and encodes 203 amino acids. The record is from RefSeq and is a predicted model, not a curated record. Gene Ontology annotation, biological process: negative regulation of cell cycle; negative regulation of DNA replication. The transcript is spliced from 3 exons. Gene Ontology annotation, cellular component: nucleus.